Cyanistes caeruleus (blue tit) is the source of this 1910-nucleotide messenger RNA. It is a transcript of the gene TMEM167A, whose product is annotated as transmembrane protein 167A. The record is from RefSeq and is a predicted model, not a curated record. Lineage: Eukaryota; Metazoa; Chordata; Aves; Passeriformes; Paridae.
GCGGCGCGAUGUCUGCCAUCUUCAACUUCCAGAGUCUUCUGACUGUCAUCCUGCUGCUCAUAUGUACCUGUGCCUACAUCAGAUCCUUGGCUCCCAGCUUACUGGACAAAAAUAAAACCGGAUUGUUGGGGAUAUUCUGGAAAUGCGCCAGGAUUGGUGAGCGGAAGAGCCCCUACGUGGCCGUGUGCUGUGUGGUGAUGGCCUUCAGCAUCCUGUUCAUGCAGUAGCAGCUGGAGAGAGUCCCCAAGUACCCAGCAGCAGAUCUUGUGUCAGGAAAGGAUGGGAAGCCUCACCACAUCUCCUCUCACACGAUGGAUAGCCUGUCUCCUGGCAGACACCCCUGCAGAUGGACCAGCAUUAGUGAUCAUAACCCAGAUGAGACGUGUUUGUUAAUGCCAGGUCAGCACUGACACUCCUGCUGUAACUCCUGGAAGGGUGUCUGCUGCGUGUCUGAUUUUCAGGGGAGCUUUGUUUGUUUUGUUUGGCUUUUUUUUUUACACCAUGGUGUUGAAAAGGCUUGCUGUUUUUAAUUCUUUAAAAUUUCUUGUCCAGUAGACCUGUUGAAUGAAACCUUAAAAUGGUAAAUCAGUCACAGCAAUAAGACCACCUUUGAAGAAUAAGGAGCAUUUUGACUCUAGGGGAUGUUUAUCAAAGUAUUUUUUAGUUCUUGCUGCCUGAACAAUUCCUCUCAAUUUGUAAAUGAUGGCUCUGCUCUCAUCCUAAAAGUAUGACCUCUGACCUAAGUUACACUCAGCUAUUUGUUUCUAAACUUGUAAUUCUCAAAUAAUCUAUCAAUAUCUCUGUUGUUAAGAUGUGAAAUAAAGGCAGGGACCAUAAUUGUGGUGAUGUCUUAUUAGUUGCUGUGAAGGCACAGAUGUGGCAUCUGAAACACCUGGACUUGCUCUCUGUAAAAUACCACAUAUACUCAUUUCUAGCAUUUUAGGUCUCUCAGGUAUGUAAUUUCCCAGCUUCUUCCAAAAUGUUGCAGAAAGGAUUCAAAAGGCUCUGCUGUUGUUGCAUGUAUGGAAAGGUUUCUAAAUUAGCAGAAUUAAGUUGGCUGCAGAUAAGGAAGUUGCAUGUCAUAAUAUAAAGGUUGAAGCAACUAAACUACACUCACCAGUAGUAAAAAUUAUAUUACUUUUAAUGAUACCUUCCAUUAGCACUUAUUUCUUAGUUUUGCACACUCAGUAAUCUAGUGACUUCUUCAGGAAUGCCUGACAGGUGUGUGUUACAUCAGACAACUGUGUGACUUCAUCCUGGCCCAUUUGGGAGAGUUGUCUGUUUGCAGUAUUUGUUGUUCUGGAAAGGCUUGUGAUCAGAAGGAACAAAGCUAAAAAGUAAAACAUUGAAAGGUAUGUUAACUGUUGUCAUUCUUGUUUGAAAACCUUAUUUUCAUCAAUCCAAAUUAUCCUGCAGCUAGGAAAAAAAGUGGUUUUGAGUUAUGACCUUUGUGAUGUCUCACAUGUAUCUGCAAAUCUAAAUCACCAUCAGAAAUAGCCAUCCAAAACUUUUCUAAUCUGGGUUCAGGAAAAACAGAUUUCUCUAGUUUGGGCCAAAUAAAUUCCCGUGGCUGUGAGCCAGAGCAGUGCAGGGCUGUAGGACUGUAACCAUGCUGUGCACACACAGAAGCCUGGGACUGGGCAGGACACGUGGGGAGUGCAGAAUUGUUCCUGUAACUUCAAAAGUGGCUGCUGCUCCAAACCGGACAUCAGAGCAACUCAGAUUUGGAUUUCAAAAGAGCUGCUCCUCAACAGAGGGAAGGGAGAUUCCUGAGGAGUCUUGGGUUUUGUCUGUCAGGUGUAUACAUGCUCAAAAUAUGCAGAGAAUCAUCUGGUAACUUUCUAUGUUGAGCAGUUACAUUCUUGUCAUUACUUCUUUUAAUAAAUAAUGGCACUUUUAUGAUAUUCAGA